AUGCUGCUCGCCCGCUCCCUGCGCGCCGCCACCGCCGCCGCGCUGCGCCCUGUGCCGCGCCCUGUGCCGCGCCGCCCGCUCAGCUCCGCGGUGCCCCGGGCGCUGCUGCCGCCGGCCGCCGCCGCGCCGGGCCUGGCGCGCUCGCUGUGGCAGCUGGGCGGCGGCGCGGCGCGGACGGCGCUGCUGCGGCCGCGGAGGGGCUCGGCCGGCCGCGUGUCCUGCGGCUGCGGCGGGCUGCACACCGAGGGAGACAAAGCCUUUGCGCAGUUCCUGACGGACGAGAUCCAGGAGGAGAAGAAGAUCCAGAAGCACAAAUCCCUGCCCAAGGUGUCCGGGGGGUGGGAGCUGGAGGUCCAUGGCACAGAGGCCAAGCUGGUGCGGAAGAUCGCGGGGGAAAAGAUAACUGUUACAUUCAACAUCAACAACAGCAUUCCACCCUCGGCUGAAGAAGACACCCAGGAGCAACAGAAACCUGAUGAGCAGGAGCCUGAACUUACAUCAACUCCAAACUUUGUUGUGGAAGUAAUAAAAGAUGAUACAAAACAGACCCUUGUGCUGGACUGCCAUUUCCCUGAAGAUGAGAUUGGACAUGAAGGAGAGGAAGAAAGUGAUAUCUUCACAAUUCGGGAGGUCAGCUUCCAGCCCACUGGAGAAGCCGACUGGAAGGACACCAACUACACCCUCAACACAGAUUCCCUUGACUGGGCUCUCUACGAUCACUUGAUGGAUUUCCUGGCUGACAGAGGAGUGGACAACACCUUUGCUGAUGAGUUAAUAGAGCUCAGCACUGCCCUGGAGCAUCAGGAGUACAUUAAAUUCCUUGAAGACCUUAAAAGCUUUGUCAAAUGUCAGUAGGUCAGGCUAGGAAACUUAUCCUCAAGUGUGGGUAUUCCACAGUGCUGCUUCAUCCAGCAAUACCCAAAUAUAUCUUCACAGUGGAUACAGAGAGUAAGUAACAUGGAAGGUGGAGAAUGGGAGAGCGAGGAUUCUCACUUGGAUUUGGGGAUUUGCAGUGAUGGUGCAGCCCCAGCCGCGUUCUCCCACGCUAGGGGCUGGAAUUGCCUUGCCCUGCAAGGGGUUUUUUUGUACAUUAAGAGUGAAUGUGAAGAAUAAAACUGUUCAACAUA
Messenger RNA from Catharus ustulatus (Swainson's thrush), 1127 nucleotides. RefSeq names its product complement C1q binding protein (gene C1QBP). The coding region runs from base 1 to 855 and encodes 284 amino acids. Gene Ontology annotation, biological process: cytosolic ribosome assembly. The transcript is spliced from 6 exons. Gene Ontology annotation, cellular component: mitochondrial matrix. Lineage: Eukaryota; Metazoa; Chordata; Aves; Passeriformes; Turdidae. The record is from RefSeq and is a predicted model, not a curated record.